AGUGUAUCCUUUUUAAAACCUUGGGUUUCCCCCCUCCUUCUCUGUAGUGUUAAAUACUCUCCUAUGACUUCAAAACAGACUAAUUGUGGGAUUUUUUCUUUGCAUUCCUGACAGCAGUGAGACUGAAUUUAGAACUCAGGGUGCCUUGAUUUGGUAGCCGAUAUUGUAUGCAUCUUACAUCAGUGAUGCAGGUAUUGCAUUAAAUUAGCAUUCUGUGGCAUAAAUACUUAUGCUUCUCUUCCUAGCCUAUUGUUCUAACUUCAGACCAAGUAUAAACAUGAAGACCGAGGAGUUAACAAUAUUCUCUUGCAUUGACACAGCCCGAUUCUUCUCCCUUAUACCCAUAUAACUCCACUGAAGUCAGUGAAAUUACUCCUCUUUUAUACCAGUCUGUGAGAAUUUGGGGACACAUUUGUUUUUCGUUGUAGGCUGACCCGCUCACCCUUACUUGGCCCCUUUCCAUUUUUCAUGCAGGCUGGUAAGCAACUGCUUGUGUAUUUGAUGGCAAUAUUACAUCCCGGUCGCCGGAGGGUACUGCUCAGAGGAGUAGUCUGGUCUCUUCCAUUUCUACUGCAGUAGGGCUAAGUACUUGGCCUCUUUGGUGCUUUUAGAAGUCAGUUGCUCCUAUGACUCUGGAUUCUACAGACUGAGUAGAUGAGCACAGUGAGAACUGGAGCUGAAUAUUUGGUGGGGUAUUUGACAAAAAGAAUCAGGGCUUUUAUUAUUUGCUGUCCAUUACCGUGUGUGUUGUAACCCUUUUCUCAAACACUACAGAGAUGAAGGGUUAUAUAAAUAUCUAGCUAGAGAGAAGAAACAUUAGUUAUUAAUGUGUCAUUUUAGCAUUAAAACAACCUUCCAUUUCCACACUUGUAACCAGAUCUUUUAACCUAUUCUAAGACAGAAGUAAGUUGUGCAGCAGCACUGUUGAGGAAGAUCAUUAUUUCUGCCAUAACUGCCCCCAAAACCAAUUGCAUGCAGCAAAUGCAAGCCACAAAUCAUAAUGAAUGAUCCUGCACGCCAAUGAGUGAAAUAUGACUGUGUGACUACUUUAUUUGCAUAUUAAAUGUGCUAGACAUUUUUAUGCUUUUUUUUCUUGUUUCCUAGGAAACCAAUGCUGGGGUAUAGUAGAGAACCGUAAUUGCAUGGAGGGUGCUGCAUGUCUGAAGCUUUGUUCUUUUGUAGACAGGAGGCUAUAAAAGGGGAAAGGGCUGGAAUUUAAAAAAUAUCUUUAACAAAAAAUAGGACAAGGGUGUACAUAUUUUGUGCUAAUGAACUAUAAGUUCCCAACAUAUUUGCACAAAAAUGCUCCAAAUUACAAACAGGCAUAUUUAUAAUGUAGUGAGUCAUUGAGGUAUGACUUGUACAAAGGGUCAUUUCAAGGCACAACUAAAAGAAACUGAAUGCAAAUGAACAUGAAGCUGACUAAUCUGUUUUCAUUGUCCUUGCUGAAUGCAUGCAACAACAGUGGUAUUUGUUAGUGGGUGAAUUAGACAUAGUGAAAUGGAGAAUGUUGUGAGAAGACUGAGCAUGUAAGAAGAGGGAAACUAGAUGGAAACGGAAAUUAAAUUCAUGGUAAAUCUUGGGGGAGAGAAGUGGAGAUUUCAAGAGAAUUAAGUAAAUCUAGAGAGAGGAUAAGACAGUUGUGACCCUUCAUAUAGUGGUGGUGGGGGGAGGAGGGAGAGGGAGAGGAGAAGAGCAGGGUAAUUUGUAAUUGUGCUGUGCAACUCAUUUAAAAGCAACCACUUAGCUUUCCCUGUACUACAAAAUUUUACCAUUGGGGCCUGCGUGUAGUAAUGUGUGAGGACAUUAUACAAGUGCUGCAGAGCCUGUCCCACAAGUCUUGGUGCAGUUUCCUGGAGCAAGUGUUUAAUACCUAUGGUAUAGAGAACAUAUGACUGCACCUGUUCUUGUUCUUGGUUUGUUCCAAUGGAUGCUUUGACCUGCAUGAAGAACCAGGCAUACAUUGUGAGAUUCAGGAGCUUCUGCUCAGCCCUCUUGCUCGCACUGAAGAUGCCAUGGUGAAGAGUUACAAGCCACUGCCUGAAUGAUUCUGGGGCUGGAGGUUAUUGUGAAGAGCACUGCUCCUGGGGGGAAGUGGUGCUCGAGGAGAGUACUGAGAACAGAAUGGUGUGGGCCCAAGUUUGGAGGGAUAAGAUUUAAGCCAUGUAGCUCCUCAAAAUCGUGCCAGUUCCUUCCCCCACCUCCUGCACUGAUAGCCCUGUGGGAAUUACAGACAGUCAGGAGCCCCAGUGGGUUAUGAGCAGGAAUCUGGGAGAGGCAAUUGUCUCACUCUGAUGCAGACUUCAGGUCACCAUAAGUUUCUGGGCAUAGCAUUUCUUGGAAUUGGAUUGUGGGCAUGGAAUGAAAAAGGAGUGCUGUCCAAUAUCUCCUCCAUAACUGACCUGGGAGGCUUUGAUCCAGUUUGGCUCUUCCUUGUGGUAGGAGGAGUCAUGUUCAUUUUGGGAUUUGCAGGAUGUAUUGGAGCUUUGCGAGAAAAUACCUUCCUUCUCAAGUUCUUUUCUGUAUUCCUGGGAAUUAUUUUCUUCCUGGAGCUCACUGCUGGUGUUCUGGCAUUUGUUUUCAAAGACUGGAUCAAAGACCAGCUGUAUUUCUUUAUAAACAAUAACAUCAGAGCAUACAGAGAUGAUAUUGAUUUGCAAAACCUUAUAGACUUCACACAGGAAUAUUGGCAGUGCUGUGGAGCCUUCGGCGCUGAUGACUGGAACCUCAAUAUUUACUUCAAUUGCACCGAUUCCAAUGCGAGUCGAGAGCGCUGUGGCGUGCCGUUUUCAUGCUGUACUAAAGAUCCUGCCGAAGAUGUCAUUAACACUCAGUGUGGAUACGAUGCCAGGCAAAAACCGGAGGUUGAUCAGCAGAUUGUUAUCUACACUAAAGGUUGCGUCCCCCAGUUUGAGAAAUGGCUGCAGGACAAUCUUACUAUCGUUGCUGGCAUCUUCAUUGGGAUUGCGUUGUUGCAGAUAUUCGGGAUAUGCUUAGCCCAGAACUUGGUUAGUGACAUUGAAGCUGUCAGAGCCAGCUGGUAAAACUGCUGAAAUAACCGCCACAAGACACUGGACAACUGAAAACCUCCAAAACCUCCAGUGUGUCACUCCGACACCAAGCUGUAUGGACAUGGGUGACGGGGAAGCCUUCUUUCCAAAGCGGUCUCAAGUCUACGCUGCUGGUAUUGCAGUGAACCCUUGUUUCUUUGGGGUUGGCUAAUGGGUGGGCUGUUUAAAAUCUGCUGCUCACUGACAGUGUUUUUUUUUUUUUUUAAAUCACCAACAAGCUGUUGAGCCAUGAAUCUCUACUGUAUCCUUGCUUCUGAAUAACAGGUGGACACUCUCUCUUUUUUAAUUGGUGUGUGUCAAUGGGACGGAGUUGCAUUGUGGUGUGUGGAUAUGCUGUUUAUUCUCCGUGUCACAAGCUCUUCGAUAGCUGCCAAACGUUCCUGAAAAGGUUUCUUUCUUCAGUACACGCUGAAGGAACCAUCUUCUUGUUUUCCACAGCUAAACAUAGCUGCAGGUCUUUCUGAAACUAAACCCAUCAAACAGGAAACAACUUUCCACUCAUCAAUUGUACAUUUCAAGAAAUUGUUUUAAAAACAAGGAAAAACUUUUAUACAAGCGCUUCCAGACUUUGUCUGUAAUAUGUGGUUGGAAUCAGCAAGAUUGAAGGGAUAACUAUCUAAAUUUGCCAGCAUCUUUCUCCAAGCAAGAAUGGGACAUAUAUGGGAGCAUGAGGUUUGGAGGGCUCAGGUGUAUAAUGUUAAAAAGAGAAUGAAAUAUAUGCUAACUUAAAAAAAAAAAAAAAAAAAGAGAGAGAGUUAUGAAGUACGUACCCAAAUACCUUGGCUAUAUCCAUUGAUUCUUUGGAAUUUGGCAUAACCUGAUGUAUUUGGGGCUGUCACUAAUAUUAGUGCUUUGUUAUAAUUGUACAAAAUUUCUUUUAAAAUGUUUCCUUGAUCCUUUCCUAGCUGAAGCUUUGGUUUUCUUUCUUUUCUUUUCUUUUUAAAUUCUUCUUCUUACCUGCAUGAGCUAUGGAAUUAGAAUCUGAGAAACUUUGUUUUUAAAACCCUGCAUAUGUUUCAGUAGGCUUCUAAUCCAAAUUUACUUAUUUAUUGGUAGAUGCACUUGAUUAUGGAAAGUUCCUAUCCCCUUGUCUUGGAAGGGGGAAAGGAGGACAGCUUUGCUAUAGUAAAUGCUUCCCUAGAGUCAGCAGUUUUUCAUUUGCUUAACUCUGUGUGUGUUUCCCAUCCUGCCUCUCUCUGUCUGAAUACAACAAAAUGCUUUCUUGAACCAAUAGAAUAAAAGGAUAUUUUUAAGCAAGAAGAGUGUAUUGGGACCAACCAAGAGACUUUUGGUCCUUUAGAAAUGGAAGAAGCGGUAGAAUUUGGACUACAGCACAAGUAUUGGGAGGCAAGGUAGAUCAAACUCCAGCUAGGUGUCUGUGAUCAGCUUUUAUUUCAAUAAUAGUGUGAUCAUGCACCUGACACUAACUUGGGUAGCCAAGGCACUUCGUAUACAUUUAGCUUGUCUUAUGGCCCUGCAUAGUGUCUAUGAGCCCAAUCGUGCUGGGGCUGAUUGCCCUCAUCUCUUGCUUCCCUCAAGAAGUAGUUGCGGGUGCU
Trachemys scripta elegans is the source of this 4627-nucleotide messenger RNA. RefSeq names its product tetraspanin 5 (gene TSPAN5). The transcript has 10 exons. Lineage: Eukaryota; Metazoa; Chordata; Testudines; Emydidae. The record is from RefSeq and is a predicted model, not a curated record. Gene Ontology annotation, cellular component: membrane. Gene Ontology annotation, biological process: regulation of vascular endothelial growth factor signaling pathway; protein localization to plasma membrane; protein maturation. Bases 2295 to 3044 code for a protein of 249 amino acids.